AUGAGUGGAACGUGCUGUUCCACGGAACAGAUUUUGGAUGAUUUUUUGUUCCACACCCCCACCAUGGAACGGGUUGUUCCACCCGUUUCUCUUCACCUCUGCAUCCCUUUUCCCUUCGCAACCUUCCUGCUCAUCUUCAUCCCUUUCCCCUUCGCAACCUUCCUGCUCAUCUGCCGCCAAACCCUAACCACAAAACCCGCCUCCACUGCCUCCGACUUCGUCCGCACCCUUUCCACCGCCGCCGCCGUCGCCGAAACCUACGACGACCCAGAUGGAGUUUCAAUGAAGGGAAUCAGGAAGAACCUUGAUAUGGUUGUGGUGAAUGGUAGCGAGGAGAGACGUUACCCCGGAAAUUUGAGUCUUUCGUUUGCUUAUGUGGAAGGGGAGAGCUUGUUGAUGGGGUUGAAGGAAGUGGCGGUGUCGAGUGGGAGUGCCUGUACCAGUGCGAGUUUGGAGCCCUCAUACGUGUUGAGGGCUUUGGGGGUGGAUGAGGACAUGGCUCAUACUUCUAUUCGGUUUGGGAUUGGGCGGUUCACAACGGAGGAGGAGAUUGACCGGGCGGUUCAGCUGACGGUGCAGCAGGUGAAGAAGUUGAGGGAGUUGAGCCCGCUUUAUGAGAUGGUGAAAGAAGGGAUUGAUAUCAAGAGUAUUCAGUGGUCUCAGCAUUAAGGAAUUUGGUAGAGGAACUGGGUGAAG
Pyrus x bretschneideri (Chinese white pear) is the source of this 696-nucleotide messenger RNA. Its product is annotated as cysteine desulfurase, mitochondrial-like. The record is from RefSeq and is a predicted model, not a curated record. Gene Ontology annotation, molecular function: cysteine desulfurase activity. The coding region runs from base 1 to 669 and encodes 222 amino acids. Gene Ontology annotation, cellular component: cytosol; mitochondrion. Gene Ontology annotation, biological process: iron-sulfur cluster assembly. Lineage: Eukaryota; Viridiplantae; Streptophyta; Magnoliopsida; Rosales; Rosaceae. The transcript has 2 exons.